AUGGGUGUGGGCGUCAUGUAUCCACCUCUCUACCCCUCUCGCCUCUUUCCCUCUCACUCACACACAAUCUCCCUCGAGCAGGCGAAGCUAGUGGUGGUGGGAGGGGGGGGCGUGAGCCCGUGGAGCGAGUGGAGAAUGCGGGUGUGGAAGAAACCGGUGCUGCGAGUGGGGGACACGCUUGUGUUCAAGUGGUGGGGCUUCCCCAAUGACGUUGUGGCUGCUCUCAUUAAGAAGCAAUUCGAUACAUGCAACUUCACCCUAGCCAUCAUGCUGCACAGCACCACGUGGGUGGGGCGCUACAAGUUUGCGAUACCAUCAGGCACCACCCGAGUGCUCUUUGCCAGCAGCAUGCGCCAAAGGUGCCUGAGGGGACUCAAGUACGACACUGGUGCCAUUUUGCCGUGA
Molecule: messenger RNA, 405 nt
Organism: Closterium sp. Naga37s-1
Lineage: Eukaryota; Viridiplantae; Streptophyta; Zygnematophyceae; Desmidiales; Closteriaceae
Source: the annotation of a GenBank genome assembly